AUGCUUACGUUAUGUCCAGGGGUUUGGGGCCAGACUCCCCUGAUGGACAGUGUUCUUUGUGGCUCUAACGCUGAGAUUUCGAAGUUCUUGGAGCAUUUGGAGUGCCUUGAAGGAAAGAAUUUUCUCGGUCAAACAGCCUUUCACCUCGCUGUCCUACGAUCAGAUGUGCUCUCGCUGUUAUUAGAGACACAUUCUGACUUUGGUGGCACCGGCUUCAAUGAACCCGACAUUGAUGGCAACAGCCCCCUAACUUAUGCUGCAGCUUAUGGAUGUACCGAGUCGGUGAGAAUUCUUCUCGAGGCCGGAGCAAACCCAUUAAAGGGGGGGCAUCUAGAUUUUAUAGAGUGGGCUUUGAAUUGGAACCACUGGGAUGUGGCAGCCGAAGCUCUCACAUUACUUCGUGCAACCGCACGUGCCUCUGACGGAUUUAUACAAAGUGAACUGCAUCAUCUCAUGUCUGCACGACAGGGUAAUCCAGAGUCGUCCGAGCUUGGUAAGAUGCUUAACCUGGGAGUUGACAAGAACAUGCUAUUCGAGGAUGGCAAGACUUUACUACAUCAUGCUCCAAACUCAGAGUGGAUAGAUCAUUUGUUUGAUGCGGGAUUUCAACAAAUUGAUCAUAGCGACAGUAAUGGCGAGACUGCUUUGAUGACCUUCUUUCCGGAUUGGAGUGGUCAAAUCGCGAACAUCCUGGCCCGAGGGUGUAAUCCAAACUUCUCCACCAAGGCGCAGACACUUCGAUUCAUGACAAUUGCCGUUGCCCUUGUGCUCCUGAUGGAUGCUCUGCAAUUCUUCAGUUGCUUUCUCGACGGGGAUACUACGAUAAGUGCUAUAUAUGGAUAUUGGAAUGUCUCUUAA
Messenger RNA from Penicillium cataractarum, 858 nucleotides. Its product is annotated as ankyrin repeat domain-containing protein. The transcript is spliced from 3 exons. Bases 1 to 858 code for a protein of 285 amino acids. The record is from RefSeq and is a predicted model, not a curated record. Gene Ontology annotation, molecular function: protein binding. NCBI's taxonomy places the organism in Eukaryota, Fungi, Ascomycota, Eurotiomycetes, Eurotiales, Aspergillaceae.